AUCCAGCUCAAGGACCCGUAUUUAAAGAUACAGGCGCUCCAACCGUCGUGGGCUGCCCGCGGCCUGUGGGGAGCUAGUUCCGAGUCCUGAAGUGAGCGCCGGAGCUGGAGAAGCAGGGAGUUGAGAACCGACUUCCACCAAAACCAGGGCAUUUAUGGAUUCAUUGUAAUUUUCCCAACUAUCCUGUGAGCUGUAUGUCUUUGGCUUUCAAGAUUCUCUUUCCACAAACCAUCCGUGCUCUCAGCCAAAAAGAACUGUGCCUAUUCCGAGGACAUCACUGGCCUGAUGUAAGACAAUUCAGCCAGUGGUCAGAAACAGAUCUGCUUCAUGGACAGCGCCUCUUCCUGAGAAGAAAGCCUGUUCUGACAUUCCAGGGAAGCCAUCUAAGAUCACGUGCCACCUACCUUGUUUUCUUGCCAGGGUUGCAUGUGGGACUCUGCAGUGGCCCCUGUGAGAUGGCUGAGCAACGGUUCUGUGUGGACUAUGCCAAGCGUGGCACAGCUGGCUGCAAAAAAUGCAAGGAAAAGAUUGUGAAGGGCGUAUGCCGAAUUGGCAAAGUGGUACCAAAUCCCUUCUCAGAGUCUGGGGGUGAUAUGAAAGAGUGGUACCACAUUAAAUGCAUGUUUGAGAAACUAGAGCGGGCCCGGGCCACCACAAAAAAAAUCGAGGACCUCACAGAGCUGGAAGGCUGGGAGGAGCUGGAAGAUAAUGAGAAGGAACAGAUAACCCAGCACAUUGCAGAUCUGUCUUCUAAGGCAGCAAGUACACCAAAGAAGAAAGCUGUUGUCCAGGCUAAGUUGACAACCACUGGCCAAGUGACAUCUCCAGUGAAAGGCAGCUCAUUUGUCACCAGUACUAAUCCCCGGAAAUUUUCUGGCUUUUCAGCAGCCAAGCCCAACACCUCUGGGGAAGCCCCCUCAAGCCCCACCCGUAAGACAAGUCUGUCUUCAAGCAAAUGUGACCCCAGGCAUAAGGACUGUCUGCUACGGGAGUUUCGAAAGUUGUGCGCCAUGGUAGCUGAUAAUUCGAGCUACAACACGAAGACCCAGAUCAUCCAGGACUUCCUGCGGAAAGGCUCAGCAGGAGAUGGUUUCCACGGUGAUGUGUACCUAACAGUGAAGCUGCUGCUGCCAGGAGUCAUUAAGAGUGUUUAUAACUUGAAUGAUAAGCAGAUUGUGAAGCUUUUCAGUCGCAUUUUUAACUGCAACCCAGAUGAGAUGGCACGGGACCUAGAGCAGGGUGACGUGUCAGAGACAAUCAGAGUCUUCUUUGAGCAGAGCAAGUCUUUUCCCCCAGCUGCCAAGAGCCUCCUUACCAUCCAGGAAGUGGAUGAGUUCCUUCGGCGGCUGUCCAAGCUCACCAAGGAGGAUGAGCAGCAACAGGCCCUGCAGGACAUUGCCUCCAGGUGUACAGCCAAUGACCUUAAAUGCAUCAUCAGGUUGAUCAAACAUGAUCUGAAGAUGAACUCGGGUGCAAAACAUGUGUUAGACGCCCUUGACCCCAAUGCCUAUGAAGCCUUCAAAGCCUCGCGCAACCUGCAGGACGUGGUGGAGCGGGUCCUUCGCAAUGAGCAGGAGGUGGAGAAGAAGCCAGGCCAGAGACGAGCUCUGAGCGUCCAGGCCUCACUGAUGACACCUGUGCAGCCCAUGCUGGCGGAGGCCUGCAAGUCCAUUGAGUAUGCAAUGAAGAAGUGUCCCAAUGGCAUGUUCUCUGAGAUCAAGUAUGAUGGAGAGCGAGUCCAAGUGCAUAAGAAUGGGGACCACUUCAGCUACUUCAGCCGCAGUCUCAAGCCCGUCCUGCCUCACAAGGUGGUCCACUUUAAGGACUACAUCCCCCAGGCUUUUCCUGGGGGCCAAAGCAUGAUCUUGGACUCUGAGGUGCUUCUGAUUGACAACAAGACAGGGAAACCACUGCCCUUUGGGACCCUGGGAGUGCACAAGAAAGCGGCCUUCCAGGAUGCCAAUGUCUGCCUGUUUGUUUUUGAUUGUAUCUACUUUAAUGAUGUCAGCUUGAUGGACAGGCCUCUGUGUGAGCGGCGGAAGUUUCUUCAUGAGAACAUGGUUGAAAUUCCAAACCGGAUCAUGUUCUCAGAAAUGAAACGAGUCACAAAAGCUUCGGAUUUGGCUGACAUGAUAACCCGGGUGAUCCGGGAGGGAUUGGAGGGGCUGGUGCUGAAGGAUGUGAAGGGUACAUAUGAGCCUGGGAAGCGGCAUUGGCUGAAAGUGAAGAAAGACUAUUUGAAUGAGGGGGCCAUGGCUGACACAGCUGACCUGGUGGUCCUUGGGGCCUUCUAUGGGCAAGGGAGCAAAGGCGGCAUGAUGUCAAUCUUCCUCAUGGGCUGCUACGACCCUGGCAGCCAGAAGUGGUGCACAGUCACCAAGUGUGCAGGAGGCCAUGACGAUGCCACACUUGCCCGCCUUCAGAAGGAACUAGACAUGGUGAAGAUCAGCAAGGAUCCCAGCAAAAUACCCAGCUGGCUGAAGAUCAACAAGAUCUACUAUCCUGACUUCAUCGUCCCAGACCCAAAGAAAGCUGCCGUGUGGGAGAUCACAGGGGCUGAAUUCUCCAAAUCGGAGGCUCACACAGCUGAUGGGAUCUCCAUCCGAUUCCCUCGCUGCACCCGAAUCCGAGAUGAUAAGGACUGGAAAUCUGCCACUAACCUUCGUCAACUCAAGGAACUGUACCAGCUGUCCAAGGAGAAAGCAGACUUCACUGUAAUGGCUGGAGAUGAAGGGAGCUCCACUACAGGGGGUAGCAGUGAAGAGAAUAAGGGUCCCUCGGGGUCUUCUGUGUCCCACAAGGCUCCCAGCGCCUCCCCCAGCAAGCCUUAUGCCAGUACCAAGAAAGCAGAAGGGAAACUGAGUAACUCGAACAGCAAAGGCGGCAACAUGCUGACUGCAAAGCCUUCCCCUGUGACAGUGGGAGAGAAGCUGGCCAUGAAGUCUUCUCCAGUGAAAGUGGGGGAGAAGCGGAAAGCUGCUGAUGAGACCCUGUGCCAAACAAAGGUGCUACUGGACAUCUUCACUGGGGUGCGGCUGUACUUGCCGCCCUCCACACCAGACUUCAGCCGUCUCAGACGCUACUUUGUGGCAUUCGACGGGGACCUGGUACAGGAAUUUGAUAUGGCCUCAGCCACGCAUGUGCUGUGUAGCAGGGACAACAACCCUUCAGCCCAGCAGGUCUCCCCAGAGUGGAUUUGGGCAUGUAUCCGGAAACGGAGACUGGUAGCUCCCUGCUAGGUUUGCUGUCUUCCCUCUCUCUUCAGGCCGUACUCUCCUUUACCAUACUACUGGACUGGGCGCAGGCUGGAGGCAGGUAGACACAGGAUAGGGGGAAUGGGCUUGCUUCUCCCAACCCACCAGUUCUCCACAGUCUCUUCUGGACCAGGAAUUAGUUGCUGUGGGUGCCACAACUGAAGUCAGUUUCUCUUGCUGGUUUAAAUAGAUCCUUCUGGUCUGGGUGCUGGUUUUGCCAUCUUUUUGUUUUCUUUGAAAAGCAGCUUAAUUACCUUUUUUAUAAAUAAAAUAUCUUGCAGUUA
Messenger RNA from Cebus imitator (Panamanian white-faced capuchin), 3538 nucleotides. RefSeq names its product DNA ligase 3 (gene LIG3). Gene Ontology annotation, molecular function: DNA binding; DNA ligase (ATP) activity; zinc ion binding. Gene Ontology annotation, cellular component: DNA ligase III-XRCC1 complex. NCBI's taxonomy places the organism in Eukaryota, Metazoa, Chordata, Mammalia, Primates, Cebidae. The transcript is spliced from 21 exons. The record is from RefSeq and is a predicted model, not a curated record. The coding region runs from base 195 to 3239 and encodes 1014 amino acids. Gene Ontology annotation, biological process: mitochondrial DNA repair; double-strand break repair via alternative nonhomologous end joining; DNA biosynthetic process.